Messenger RNA from Staurois parvus, 346 nucleotides. The record is from the annotation of a GenBank genome assembly. Lineage: Eukaryota; Metazoa; Chordata; Amphibia; Anura; Ranidae.
CCCCGGGCAAUAGGGGAUCAUGGGGCCCGUGUCCUUGCCCAAACUCAAAAAAGCCUAUGAAAAAGGUACCAGGGGCAUCUCAUGGGGCCCCCUACUGACCCUGGGCCCUCAGGCAGUGCCUGAGUUUCCAAAUGGUCAGUCUGCCCCUGGUAGCUAUACAUAAAGCAUGCUUUACGAUGCUCUACUAAUGUAUCAGAGAGCCACGUCUGUGUUCCUGCCAUGAAAUUUGCAUAAAUAAAUUUUCAAAACUGAGAUUUGGAAAGAAAAAACAUAAAUGUAAGUCUAAUGCAGGCAAUAUAUGGGUCAAAUUCCAAACAAAUUUUCUUUAGAAAAUUGGAAAUUUUGU